This is a messenger RNA of Peronospora belbahrii, 327 nucleotides long. Lineage: Eukaryota; Oomycota; Peronosporomycetes; Peronosporales; Peronosporaceae. The record is from the annotation of a GenBank genome assembly.
AUGUUAGUGUGGCAGGAUAUCUUCACGGAUGAUGAAGUAAUGUCGGACUCGUUUAAGGCAUCUCCAUGUAAGGACAUGGAAGGGAAUGAAGUCCCUGGUAUGUUUCAAGUUGAAUCCAAGACAGUGAGUAAAGGCUCCGAUAACAUCGAUAUUGGCUGUGGUGACGCUUUUGGAGGUUUUGACACGAAAGCAGAACUUAAAACGUACCUGAAAUCAUAUUUUCGUAAGACGAUGAAACAUCUCAAGUCUACGAACGCUGGUGAUGAAGCUUUAGCGCAAUUCAAGAGUGAUGCUCUAGAGAUUGUCAAAUUUCUUAGGGUGCUGUAG